AUGAGCUGGCUCCUCUUCUUUCUACUUGUGUUCCCGAAUUUUAUAUUCGCCACAGAAUGGGAUGCAUACAACUUCCCCAACCCAACCGCCGGACAGUUUCAAGAAUGCAAAAUGCGAACAACUGCGAAUAUCUGUGAUCCAGAUGGAGUGCUUACCGAGCAGUCCAGAUACCGACUCGACCACGAUUUGAAACAACUGGAGAGCAGAACCCGACAAGACAACGCUAGAACAUUUUGUGAUAAAAAAGGAGUUACUGCUGCAAUGGCAGUAGCGAAACACGUGAAAGGAGGAACGACUGAAGCUGUAGAGAACAUGGCUAACGAUAUGCUCCGCAAAUGGACAUUAGAUCCUCAAUGCAAAAAAGCCGUCGUCAUAGUCGUGUCGACAGAUGAUAUGAAGUUUUGGGUGGCUCGUGAUGACAAAGUUCCAGUGUACGCUGAUGAAUUCACUCAAAUCUUCAUGCAGCAAAAAUCUCUAUUCCAACAAAAGAACUACCAACAGGCACUCACUAACAUUCUUCAAGCCACAUGGGAUAAGGCUCUUUCUAAACAAGGAUCCCCGCGUCAGCCAACGAAUCGUGGGAAUCAAGGACCAGGAAACCAGGGGCCUGGAAGCGGAGGAAAGCCAAGCGGUGGAUUCAAAAUGCCGUCGAUUCCUGGAUGGUUCUGGCUUCUUCUCAUCGGUGUUAUCAUUCCAACGUUGUGCUGUUGUUGCUGCAUUUAUUGUUGCUGUUGUCGUGGAAGAGGAGGAGGCGGUGGAGGUGGAAAUCAGAGCAGACAACAAGUUCCGACCGAUCCGUAUGGUGGAGGCGGCGGUGGUUAUCCACAACCUCCUCCUCAGCCACAAGGUGGUGGUGGUGGUGGUGGGGCUGGAGGAAUGUUCAGAAAUAUUUUGUCAUCUGGAGGAGGAGCUGCAGCCGGAUCAAUGCUCGGACGUUUCCUUUCUAACCGUGGAGGCGGCGGAGGAGGUGGCGGAAUGGGAAGCGGAAAUCGUGGAUACGGAUACCAAGGCAGUGGUGGAAACCAGGGAAACAAUCAAGAUCAACCAGUCUAUGACGACAACAACGGACAAGGUGGAGGUGGAUUGUAUCCAUCCCAAGAGGUUAAAGAUCGCGGUGGCGGUGGAAGCUGGGCUUGA
Messenger RNA from Caenorhabditis briggsae, 1137 nucleotides. Bases 1 to 1137 code for a protein of 378 amino acids. The transcript has 4 exons. Gene Ontology annotation, cellular component: acetylcholine-gated channel complex. Lineage: Eukaryota; Metazoa; Nematoda; Chromadorea; Rhabditida; Rhabditidae. The record is from RefSeq and is a predicted model, not a curated record.